This is a messenger RNA of Oryctolagus cuniculus (rabbit), 7783 nucleotides long. It is a transcript of the gene NHS, whose product is annotated as NHS actin remodeling regulator. NCBI's taxonomy places the organism in Eukaryota, Metazoa, Chordata, Mammalia, Lagomorpha, Leporidae. The record is from RefSeq and is a predicted model, not a curated record. Gene Ontology annotation, biological process: cell differentiation; lens development in camera-type eye.
GGUGCAGGGCCCAAGGACUUGGGCCAUCCUCCACUGCACUCCCGGGUCAUAGCAGAGAGCUGGACUGGAAGAGGAGCAAACGGGACAGAACCGGCACCCCAACCGGGACUAGAACCCAGGGUGCUGGCACCGCAGAAGGAGGAUUAGCCUAGUGAGCCGCGGCGCCGGCCAUCCCUUCCUUCUUGUGCUCCUGCUUCUCUGACGCAUCUCUCCCUUCCACCCUUCUUCCUUUGCCUGUUCACCCUUAAACUUGGGGGCUCAUGGUUCUCUUCUCAGUGUCCUGAGAGUGUGGCCAGGCUAUCUUGUCCUGCCUCAUCUUCCUGUCCUAGCCACACUCGAUUCGAGCCAGAUUACCUGUCCUUGCUGGCAACUGCCAGCCCUCUGAGGAGGUUGGUCAUGAGUGGGGUUGCAGAGAACAGCCAACCCAGACUAACUUGGGUUCUGUGUGAUCCUUCAUGUGACCACAAUACCAAUUUGUAGUAAUGCCAAUUAGCAAAUAUUCUUUACCAGUGCUUGUGCAAACUCUGUGAUUUCUUGUGACCUUGCAGAGUGAAGUAUUUCACCACAGCUGUGAAUUAUGGAAAAGUUCCAGGCCUAGUGACACAGUACUGCCCACACAUGCAAAUCUGCCUAGGGCAUACACCUGUCUAUUGGGGGGCGGGGGCCGGUGGAAGGUGGCCCAGUCAGGAAAUAGUCAAGCUUUCCCUAAAUGGGGUUCAAAGGCCUUAAGACAAAUGACCAAAACCGGAAUCCCACAAGACUUCUUUGGAUAAUUACAUUCAGAUUUUCCCAUGUUAUAGAUGCGGAUAUCCCCUGGGAGUGUGCUGUUUUAAGUGGCCCCAAAUGGCUCUCUGCCUUCCGCAUCAGGUUUUAUGUAUAGGACCUGCCAGUCGAAGGCAUGGGUACACACUGCUGCGGUUUUUAACCCUGGUUCAACCUCCGAGCUGCUUUCUUAGUAAAUCACCCUGCCCUGGCGAUGAAAUGCAGGGCUGCAAAGGCAUUGUCCUUGCAGAAGCCCGGGCAGGGGGAGUUGUGUCUAGGAUGCGAGCUUUCAGCAUCCUGAGAUGAAUGGGGGAGGGGACGCAAUGUCACAUUUUUCGGGUCGCUCUAUUCCUGUUACAUGCUGGCACAUGCUCUAUGCCAGUCUCGGACCACCCUCCAGCCAAGACUGGAGGGGUUGGCACAGCCGGUUUCUCUGAUUCCUCUGCUGUUGGCCAGGGACUGGGGACAAGGGAGGUGAGAAGGGAGCCACGGGGGUGCGUUGCUGAGCAGCCGCGGUCGGUCCAGCCUGUUGGUGAUGUGCAGAGCCCGCCACCACUCCGGGCAUGGGUAACGCGCAGCCCCAGCAUUUGCGCUACCGAGGAAGGAAACGCACAGGUACAAGAAAUCCGGAUCCGGGAUCCUCCUCAGCCCCCGGCUUGUCUAAGCGCCCAGGCCGGGCUUUGUGGCCGGCUCCCGCUCGCCGCGGAGUUUGGAGCUGGGAGCUGAGUCCUGCAGCUCACUGCGGCUGGCGGCAGGGGACGGAUUCUUUGUAGCCAGGUUCUUUUCAGCCCGGCGGAGCCCAGAGAUGUUCGCGGAGCCAGGUAGCUGUCUGCGGAGCGUUGGUGCAACCGUGCCUGCUGCCCGGGAGGUUUGGCUGCCGCAGUCCUCUCCAUUCACCGGGCUGUAAAUCGAAGCUGUCUACGCCGGCAAGGCGCUCGAUCGCGGCGUGGCCCCGGGGCUACGUCCCGCCCAGGUCUCCCGGCACCUGAUUUCCCAGUGGUCAAUUAGGUGGCUCAGCCUGCAGCAUUGAAGCAGUGGAGGGGCCAAUGCCCCUGCUUUGAUGGAGCGCGCCGUGCGCAGAGACCUCCCCAGUCGACUUCCUCAUCAGAAGGCAGCAUCCAUUCAUAAUUCUGUCUCUGCCUGUGGACCGAGUUAGGCUGGCGCCGGGCAUGGAUUUCUGCGAUCUCGUUUUUUGCAUCUGAAGGAGAAACUAAGAUAAAAGGGAAAAGGAAGAGGGAAUGCGGUCCUAACGCAACAAGGCGCUGGAAAGCCCCUGAGAGGCCUCUCCUUGGCGGGGAGAGGGAGAAGAGGCAGAUCCCCAGCCCAGCGACCCAGCCAGCUGCUGCUUCGCUGCGGAGCCGGCACGCAUGCCUACCUCACCUGACGGCCGCAUUCCCGGGGAGCCGGCGCGGGGCCCGGCGGCGCGCCCGGGGCGCACCGGAGCUAGGAUUUCUGCACCGGGCGAACGAGGCGCGGGCGGGCUGCCACGGGCCGAGCCUGAGCCAGAGCGGGCGCCGGGGGAGGCUAGCCUCGGCGCGGCGCUCCACCGCAACCCCCCGGGAUGCUCCGCGACUCGCAGCCCAGGCCACGCGGCCGUCUCCAACCUGGACAUUGAGAGUAAGCUGAGUGUGUACUACCGCGCACCAUGGCACCAGCAGAGGAACAUCUUCCUCCCAGCCACGAGGCCGCCGUGCGUGGAGGAGCUGCACCGCCAUGCCCGGCAGAGCCUGCAAGCCCUGCGCAGAGAGCACCGGAGCCGGAGUGACCGCCGAGAGCAGAGAGCUGCUGCGCCCCUGUCCGUAGCUGCGCCUCCACUGCCCGCCUACCCUCCAACUCACAGCCAGCGGAGGCGCGAGGCCAAGGAGCGCCACUUCCUCACGUUUAACAGCACCCGCUCGCCCUCCCCCACUGAGUGUUGCCACAUGGCCCCAUGGAGUAGAAAGUCCCAUCCCCCAGAGGACGAAGAUACAGAUGUCAUGUUAGGGCAGCGGCCGAAAAACCCAAUACACAAUAUUCCCUCUACACUGGACAAGCAGACAAACUGGAGCAAAGCGCUACCUCUCCCAACGCCGGAGGAGAAGAUGAAACAAGAUGCCCAAGUGAUUUCUUCCUGCAUUAUUCCCAUCAAUGUCACUGGAGUUGGCUUUGACAGAGAAGCUAGUAUACGCUGCUCUCUUGUUCAUUCACAAUCCGUACUCCAGCGGAGACGAAAAUUGAGGAGGAGGAAAACCAUCUCGGGUAUCCCCAGAAGAGUCCAACAAGAAAUAGAUUCUGAUGAGUCGCCGGUGGCCAGGGAGAGGAACGUGAUUGUACACACGAACCCCGACCCCGCCAAUGCUGUCAACAGGAGGUCCGGAACCAGGGACUCUGAGUGCCAGACCGACGAUAUUCUGAUCGCUGCCCCAUCCAGAAGGAGAAUCAGGGCUCAAAGGGGCCAAAGCAUCGCAGCUUCCCUUUCGCAUUCCGCUGGCAACAUCUCUGCCCUGGCGGACAAAGGCGACACCAUGUUUACUCCGGCAACAAGCAGCCGCACCAGAUCCCGGAGCCUUCCCCGGGAGGGCAACAGAGGCGAGGAUGCUGAGCCCAAAGUUGGUGCUAACCCCUCAGCAUAUGAGGAGGGCGAGCCCUUCGUGGGUGACCAUGAAAGAACCCCCAAUGAUUGCAGCGAGGCUCCCGGCAGCCCAAGUGCACAGGAACACCAGCCGUCGGAUUUGGGCUUGGCCUGCUCUCCACAUCUGCACAGCCCCCAGCACAAGUUAGGCGAGAGAGGGAGGUCACGCCUGUCCCGCAUGGCUGCUGACUCUGGCAGUUGUGACAUCUCCUCCAACUCAGACACCUUGGGGAGCCCCAUCCACUGCAUGUCCACGGCCGGCGUCCUCCUCAGCAGCCACAUGGACCCGAAGGACGAUCACCAGUCAUCCAGUGGCAACUGGAGUGGGAGCAGCUCCACGUGCCCCUCCCAGACCUCAGAGACAAUCCCUCCUGCAGCUUCUCCCCCGCUCACUGGCUCCUCACACUGUGACUCGGAGUUGUCCCUCAACACGGCCCCUCAUGCUAGUGAUGACACCAGCGUGUUUGUGACCGAGCAGUUCAGUGAUCCCCUGGAUCAAGUGAGAGGCCACCGGGCCAACUCCUUCACGUCCACUGUGGCAGAUCUGCUGGAUGACCCCAACCACAGCAACGCGAGUGACAGCGAAUGGAAUUACCUGCACCACCAUCACGACGCCUCGUGCCGCCGGGAUGUUAGUCCCGAGCGUCCCAAAGCGGACAGCCUGGGCUGCCCGAGCCUCACAAGCAUGGCCACGUAUGACAGCUUCCUGGAGAAGUCUCCAUCUGACAAAGCAGACACGAGCUCUCACUUUUCAGUAGACACAGAAGGAUACUAUACCUCCAUGCACUUUGACUGUGGUCUCAAGGGUGACAAGAGCUACGUCUGUCACUACGCAGCCCUAGGCCCAGAGAACGGCCAGGGUGCUGGGGUUCCUCCUGGCCUUCCAGACUGUGCCUGGCAGGACUACUUAGACCGCAGGAGGCAGGGGAGACCAAGCAUCUCUUUCAGGAAACCAAAGGCAAAGCCAACCCCACCGAAACGGAGCUCAUCGCUGAGGAAGUCUGACGGAAAUGCAGACAUUUCUGAGAAGAAAGAACCAAAGAUAAGCAGUUCCAGGGAAAUGAAGCUGCCUCUAGAUUUCUCCAACACGCCUUCUCGCAUGGAAAAUGCCAGCCUCCCCACCAAGCAGGAACCUUCUUGGAUGACCCCAAGUGAACAUGGUGUUAAGGAAGCUCAGUUAGACACUUCAGAGAUGCCAGCAUUCAAAGAUGAAGGUGCUGAAUCAACUCACUAUGCAGACCUCUGGCUUCUCAAUGACUUAAAAACAAAUGAUCCUUAUAGGUCUUUAUCCAACUCGAGCACUGCUACGGGUACCACAGUUGUUGAAUGCAUCAAAUCCCCAGAGAGCUCUGAAUCCCAAACAUCCCAGUCAGAAUCAAGAGCCACAACCCCGUCUCUUCCUUCUGUUGACAACGAGUUUAAACUCGCUUCCCCAGAAAAGCUGGCUGGCUUGGCAUCUCCAUCAAGCGGCUACUCAAGCCAGUCUGAAACACCCACAUCUUCUUUCCCUACAGCUUUCUUUUCAGGCCCAUUGUCUCCUGGUGGGAGCAAAAGGAAACCUAAAGUCCCAGAAAGGAAAUCCUCACUGCAGCAACCCUCAUUAAAAGAUGGAGCCCUGUCACUGAGUAAAGACCUUGAACUUCCAAUUAUACCUCCUACUCAUCUUGACCUAAGUGCUCUUCAUAAUGUGUUGAACAAACCAUUCCACCACCGUCAUCCAUUGCAUGUUUUCACUCAUAAUAAGCAGAAUGCAAUAGGAGAGACACUGAGGUCCAAUCCUCCCCCAUCCCUUGCAAUUACACCAACGGUCCUGAAAUCUGUGAACCUUAGGUCCAUCCAUAAGCCUGAAGACAUUAAGCAAAAAGAAGGCCACAAUGCGGAUCUCCCCUACUUGGAGGAGAAUACUCUCACAAUGGCUGCCUUGUCUCCCGGUCAGAUUAGGCCACAUAUGGCGAAGAAAUCAAUAGCACGACAGUAUUCCACUGAAGACGCCAUCCUGUCCUUUUUAGACUCCUCUGCAAUUGAAGUGGGACCAGAUAAACUACAUUUAGAGAAAACCCCUACUUUUGAUGUGAAGAAUCAUUGUGAUGCGGAAACUGUAACCUCAGCUGGUAGCAAUCUUCUAGAUUCAAAUGUCAUGAAAGAACCGGCGCAGGUGGAGGGAGAGCCUACUCCAGAGAACACACCGACUCAAAACAGUGGCUUUUCCACAGAAGGAUUCCAGAGGCUCUCUGCCGCCUGCCCGACUGAUUUGGAUGGCAAACUGCUACGCUAUGGAGCUAGUCCAGAUGGAAGCCUAGAACAGGUACAGAAGGCACCCCCUCCCAGUCAGGAGGAAGCUGCACCACCCGAAUCCAUGGAAGGAGUCACAUCUCAGGCAAACUCACCAACUACAGCAACAGACAGAAGCACUCAACCUAAGCAUCAACUUGUUAUGAGCCGCCACCACGACAAAGUGCCUGGGAAUAUCCGCUAUGAAUCAGAGAUCUCAACUGUAAAUUCAUUCCCUGAAAAAUGUUCCGAGCAGGAAAAUACUGCUUCAGGUAUUUCCGCCAAAAGUGCCUCUGAUAACGGCAGAGCAGAGGAGACCCAAGGAAGCGUAGACGAGGCUUCACUGAAAGAAUCCUCACCGAGUGAUGACUCCAUCAUUUCACCAAUUAGUGAAGACUCCCAAGCCGAAGCAGAGGGUGUAUUCGUGUCUCCGAACAAACCUCGCACAACUGAGGAUCUAUUUGCAGUCAUUCACAGAUCGAAGAGGAAAGUACUUGGAAGAAAAGAUUCUGGAGACAUGUCUGUUCGAAGCAAGUCGAGAGUUCCUCUGGGUAGCAGUAGCAGCGGCACGGGUUCUGUGCCUUCAGCUGGCAGCAACGUGACAACCCCGAACAGCCAGAGGUCUCCUGGUCUCAUCUAUCGCAACGCCAAAAAGUCGAACACAUCCAAUGAAGAGUUUAAGCUGCUGCUCCUCAAGAAAGGCAGUCGCUCCGAUUCCAGCUACCGCAUGUCUGCCACUGAGAUCCUGAAGAGUCCCAUCCUGCCCAAGCCUCCUGGGGAGCUCCCGGUAGAGUCCCCUCAAGGCGGGGAGGAUGCCCAUCAUGGGUCCCCUGGGGCCGAGGCCUUGUCCCCGCUCUCGCCGUGCUCCCCACGAGUCAACGCGGAAGGGUUUUCCUCCAAGAACUUCGCCACCACGGCGUCGGCGAGGGUUGGGCGUUCCCGGGCGCCGCCCGCGGCCAGCAGCAGCCGCUACAGCGUGCGCUGCCGGCUGUACAACACGCCCAUGCAGGCCAUCUCCGAGGGCGAGACGGAGAACUCGGACGGGAGCCCGCACGACGACCGCUCCUCCCAGAGCUCCACGUAGGCUGCCCGCGCAGGCUGCCUGCGGAUACCCAAACCCUUCCCUUCCUUGAGGUGGUAGGAGAGGCACGAGGACUGGGGAGAAGUCACAUCGCUGCUUAGCGAGGCGUUGCUAGUACAUGCUGAGGAAGCCAAGCGGGUUCAUCAUUCUUGAUUUGUUUCCGUGUUUUAAGUAGCUGCACUGUCUUUCCUGGUUUUCUUUAGCUUAGUUUGAUUUACCCAAUCUCAUUCUUUGUGAUAAUAGAAAAUACCGAUAUGUCCAAUUUUCAUGAAAGCUAGACAAAGUUUUCCCAGAGCUGCCUAUUCAGAAAACGAAGCCGUCACGGCCAUGAUUCCUUAAAGAAGAUAAAAUUACUCUGGAGGUUUGGUAUUUUUUUACAUUACAAUGAACUAAAGCAAAAAUUUAGAAGAAAGAACUACACAUAUGUAAAUACCAUAUUUUUGAUAAAAAUGUGUACAUAGAUUUAUCAAUGAUGAGUGGACAUGUGGCCAAUUAUCUACCGCAGACCAACUGUUUAUAGAACACGCAAAAAUAAAGUGUAAUAACUGUAUUCUGUGAAUACCAUUUUCAUAUCAAAUACCAUAUUUAAAUGUCCACCAAUAUGAUUUCUGAAUGAUAAACCUCAAACAGAAAUUCCAAACUGGUGAAAUAAAGGAAAGUCAUAUAGUGAAAUGUGAUCAAUUUAAAAUAAUGAAUUCAGAUCUAAUCGUUUUUGUGGCAAAUUACAGCUUCAAACAAGUUAAUAGCAAUGCGUGGCUGUGAUUUGCCAUGUGGCAAUUUGGACAGAACGAAAAGCAUGCUUUGGAUUUUUUUUAAUCGAUACCCGAAGUAAUCAUUCUCAACACAAAGCCCUGAACAGCAGCAUUUGACAGUGUCCUUUAAUUCUCUCAAUGGAUUGCUUUAAAAGAGAAUGAGUAGAGAAACCAGUAGGAAAAGUUAGGUUGUUUUAUAUUAAGCUACUGGUGACAAUGAACAGUCAUAAUCUAAUGACUGUAACCUUUAAACUUCUUAAACAGUUUAGCAGUUAGCUCCAGGUUCUGAAACUGACAAAAAAUAAA